GGCGCGUGAGUCAGCGCGGGAUACACCUGGGCAGGUAGAGAGGGCAGCAGGUAGUGCGGCUUUCUCCUACCGAUAGCUGCUCCACCGCUGCUGCUGACGCCAUCGUCAGCCGGAACAAGCGCGCGCGCUCGCGCUGCAGUCCGCGAGUGUAACUACUCCCACGCGAGUGUCUCCUUUUUGUAUACGAAAAAUCCUCCGGAUAUCCAAGGCAAAGUGUCGACAGUAGUCCUCAUUAAGAUCUCCCUCGGAUUCGCCAUCGGACUGUCAUCGGAAGAAGAUCGACUCGCGAGGAAAAAGUGGCAACCACUAACCAGUGAGAGGGACACACGGAGAGAGCGAGAGAGAAGUGUUACAUCGGCGCCGGUCCACCUGGUGGCGCUGUGGUCGCGCGCGUGGAUCCGGUGACACGAACUGCGUGUCUCUGUAUACAGUGCAUGUGUGUGUGCGUGAGUUCGCAGGACUGGUUCCGCGGACCCUUUUUUUGCAAGCGAGGGGUUAUAAGAGAGUAGGGGAGAGAUAUUCGGCGGAAUUCGGACCGUUAAGGAGGAAAGAAGAAGAAGAAGAGACUUUUUGAAGUAACGGGACUGCCGUAUACACGUAUACAGGCACGGGGUUUUCCCCUACUACUACUCCGUUGUGUCGGAUUAUUGUUGCUGUAUUCUUAUACAUACUGGACGAUUCUUUUUUCUCCGAACACGUGACGCAACCUCGACGACGGCUAGAGCGAAGCUAAUGGCUCGGAACGUUGUAUAGCUGUGUGGAAUAGGUAUCUAAUUGGAAGCACUGCUGCACUAUUGUGAAGAGAUAUACGUCUGCAUUGGAAUGCGUAUCUCGCGAAAAAUAUAAGUCUACGAUCUCUCUCGCGCGUAAUUGGCCGCGCGCGUAAUAUGCGCGAAGUUGAAAAAGAAGGUCAGAUCGAAGAGCAUUUUUUCGAACGCGCCGGACACGUCGCGUUUCGAAAGUGCAUCGACAGCAGCUUCGCGACUCUUAUACACUCCUCUCUUGGUUUACUUCGGUUUCGGCAAAAGCCGCGCGCUUAAUGACAUAAUUAAUUAUAAUCGUAUGCAAUUUUUUCGGCCGACGUGACACCAAUGUCAUUAUUCCCCUAGUGAGGAAUUCUCUCAGACGCGCACGCAUGUGAUAUGUAGAAUAUCCACUAAUGAGCAGCGGCAUACGUUCCCGAGAAAGCGACGACGAUCACGACUUAUGCAAGUGUAUCGGGGCGACGAAUUAUUUUGUUCACGUAAAUGCGAGCUUCCACAAAGCUGCAUUGUAAAUAACCUGUGAUCGACUAUUCAUAAACGAUUUAUUCUCUUACCGAUCUCGAAAAAAUCGGCACCACGAUGCGCGAGGAAACCGGCGACGCCAAAUCGGCGAGCAACAACAACAACCGUCCGAUCAACGAAAAAACCGACGCCUCGUCGACGACGUCGGCGGCGACGGACGAGGAAUUCGUCGGUCCCGAAUUCGAGGAAGACGCUUACUACAGUAGCUUAGCGCCUACCCCGAGCUUCGACGAUCUCGACGACGUGAGCGACUCGGAGGAGAUCUUGGUGCACUGGCACCAGGAAGCCGGCGAAAUCGAGGAGAUCGAGGAAGCCGAUUUUAGGGAAGAACGCGAAGGUGACCAAAAGGGCACCAGGCGAGAAUUCAGGCUACUCAAAGCGAAAAUCCGAGAAAAGUCAAGGCGGCUGCUGGGACUCGUCAAAGGUGAAGAUGCCGCCCUCCACAGAAGCGGAUCGCUAUCGCCGUCCCUCGAUAACGUGGCGAACGAGCUUCAGGGGAUGACGGUAGAGGAGCAAGAACGCCAGAAGGCCGAGUGGAGCGCCGAACUCGCUAAGAUCGAGGAUGAGAUCCAGACGCUGAGGGAGGUCUUGUCGAGCAAGGUGCGAAUGGCCCACGAGCUCAAGCGGAAGCUCGGCAUCAGCGUUUGGAAGGAGCUCAGCGUCGACGUCAACCAGGGCUUGAAGAACGUCAAGGAGAGCCAAGUUUAUCAGAAUGUUGGGGAGAAACUUGGUCGGUUCACCAGGACGGUCUCCGAGAACAGUUUGUACCAGAAGACCGAGUCGGUGCUGAAGAACACGGCCGAGAAGACGACGAGUAUCCUGGGCGGUUUCGGCAGUGGACUUUCCAUGAAAAUCGGUCAGAUGAGAAAUUCCGACAGCUUCAGGUCCCUUGAGGAAAAAGUCGGCAGCGCUUACGAGAAUGUCAAGGGACGCGUGACCCCGUCGCGCAGCAAUUCGACGCAGAGCUUCGACGAGGCACUGCGGGAGGCCGGUGCCUCGAGACGAGCCUCGGCCGCACCGUCAGCCACCAGUCCUACUAUUCCCGAGGAUAAGAUGCUCUCUUAGGACGUCCGAAGCCGCAGCAGUUGUCGCAGUCCGUCCUACGGCCCACUUGGCGUCGUCGGGGAGCUUAAACGCGGGUCAGAUUUUCGUUUCGUCGAGCUCCUGCGGACGCUGUGACAGUCGAGCGAUGCUGCCUUUUAUUAUUAUUAUUAUUAGUUUUGAGAACGACGGUGAAUACUGAUUUUCCUCUUGAGUUUUGGUAUCGCUCGUCCGUCGCAGGUCCACACGGUGUUAUUACGGGAGCAAGAAGCAAAAAUGAACAAAUAAAAUUACAAAAAAAAUACAGUAGUACGAGCUCCGACAAUCUAAAAGAAUCAAUAGUACACUGAUGGACUCUGUAUUUAACCGAUCGCUGUGUUUUUUCUCCUUGUUUCAAAUGUUUCUCGCAAACUGAAAAAAAAAUCAUUGUGUACUACUACUAUCGCUAUCUACUAUUACUGCUACACACUGUGUCCGGAUUUCAAAGGGUUGUCGUAAUAAUACAUUGUAUCUUGCAUUUUUGAUGUAGCUUUGAAGGCGAGCGAAGAAAAGUACGUAGAGAAAAAGUAAAAAAACAGUUAACGAUAAUCAAGCAAAAUAUCGCUUUGGGACAAUAUUUGUGUAACGCGAAAGGUAUAACGUGUAUCUAAGUUAAAAAUGCGCGAAUGCUUUGUUAUACUCAAAGAAUAAGCGUUCAAUGCUCGAGUAUAGGCAUAAAUAUACAAGAAGAAUUGCAUUAUAUAGACUAAAGAUUCGUAGAAUUUAAAAAUAGUUGGCCGACCAAUGUGAAUUGAAUAUUAUCAAGCAUUCGACCAGAUAAAUGCGUGUAUUUAAAUCUAUAUAUGAGGGGAAAAAAUUCGAAGAAAUAUAAUGAUAAUAAUGAAAAAUAAAACUAAACAAAACAGCGAUGAUAACGAUGAUAUUUUCUACAAUUAGCUCUAAAUGUAUUCUAAGUAGAGGAUAUAAGUGACGAGAAAAUGCUAGUUCAUUUUACACGUACACAGCAAGAAUUGAUUCGAAAAUACAUAUAAAUAAUAAAACCGAGAGCAAAAAGCAUAUACGUAUACAUAUAUUUUUAGAAUUAAAAACUAUAGGGAGUCGUUGCGAGCCUUUGCCGUGAGCUUCUCAGCACUUGCAAAAGUCACCUUAAGCUAUAUAUGCUAUACAUGCCUUCUUUAGGACAACACAAACCACUUGUAUACAUUUUUCGCUUGAUCCUGAUGUCGAUCAAUAAAUUAUUUCUUCAAACAGCCACCGUCUGUGUAUACGUUGUUAUUGUCAAUGAUUUUCUCCUGCUUUAUAUAUAUUCUCCUCAACGAUUCAUUCGACAACGUGAAAAAUACUCAACUGUCAUGUACAUGAUUGCGUGUCAUUCUAUUUCUAAUUAUUAUCGGGUACUUAACAUUAUAAUUUUUCUCGAAAAUAAAAAAAAAAAUACUGUGUAUAAAUUUCGCUUGAUCGGUACGAUUAAUAAAUUUUUGUGCAAACAUUGAAA
Messenger RNA from Nasonia vitripennis (jewel wasp), 3822 nucleotides. Its product is annotated as tumor protein D54. Gene Ontology annotation, cellular component: cytoplasm. Bases 1344 to 2351 code for a protein of 335 amino acids. The transcript has 6 exons. The record is from RefSeq and is a predicted model, not a curated record. Lineage: Eukaryota; Metazoa; Arthropoda; Insecta; Hymenoptera; Pteromalidae.